This is a messenger RNA of Lichtheimia ornata, 1038 nucleotides long. RefSeq lists its product as uncharacterized. The transcript is spliced from 5 exons. The record is from RefSeq and is a predicted model, not a curated record. Bases 1 to 1038 code for a protein of 345 amino acids. NCBI's taxonomy places the organism in Eukaryota, Fungi, Mucoromycota, Mucoromycetes, Mucorales, Lichtheimiaceae.
AUGAACCAAUCAUCUACACCUACUCGCCUCUCACCCUCGUCGCAUAGCAGCUGUUGUUGCGGUCGAGACGAUUGUCAUGCUCGUACAAGGUGGCAACAUGACAUGCAUGAAUUGAAAAAUGAUGCACGUAGAUUUGCUGAUAUUGCGCAAGAGCUUCUCAAAGAAAAUCAGCGUCUUGAUCAACAAUUAUCUGAAAAAACCAAACAAUUACAACAGGUUGAAGCUCGCUUUGAACGUGUCUACGCCAAGUACAAGAAUUUGAAGCAUGAGUUGAAAGCCAAAUCAGUCCAAGUCAGGGAUAUGCAGCUCUUUGUGCAAGACACCAUAUGCGAGGCUCGUACUCGAGAGGCGAUAUUGCGUGGAAAGCUCAAAGCCGCUGAAGGCAAACUAAUAGUUGCUGAACACAAGUUGAAGGCUGCAGAGAGGACCAUCGCUGAAGACAAGCAAACCAAUGAAAAUCAGGGUGCACCAUUCUUCAUGGAUUCGAAGCCGAUCGGGUUAUCAUCCCACACAAACCUACCUCAACCAACACAACCGCAGCCUUCUUCCACCGUAAUACAACAACAACCAUCGUCGUCCAAAAUCACAUCCUUGGGACCUGCACUUGCCGCUGGAUCAUCUAACAAUGACAACAAGGAUCAUGCAACAAAACCCACCAUGACAACGUGGCAACAUCACCAACCACCCAAUCACUCGAAAACGAAUGAUGGUUACCAUUCCGCACCAUCUUCAAGGCCAAUGAUGAAGCGCAGUAAAAUGUUCGUUUUCAAAAACAUUCAACCUGUCAAUGUAUGGACCGCAAAAGUGACCACUGCAUUACAGAGAUUGAAAGCGACGGAUCUGCAUUCAAUGAAGAAACGAGGGAAUCGACCCUAUGACAAGGCGGAAACGAGUGAAACAAGCAACUCGUUGAUUCGAAGCAUUCUUUUCGAUAUUGAGCGGCUCCACACCACUGAACACCCUCAUAUUUUGGAUAUAUGCAAAGCACUGCUUCAAGAAAUUGGCGAGCUGCGUACAAGGUUAAAUGAUUGCUUCUAG